Molecule: messenger RNA, 836 nt
Organism: Dentiscutata heterogama
Lineage: Eukaryota; Fungi; Glomeromycota; Glomeromycetes; Diversisporales; Gigasporaceae
Source: the annotation of a GenBank genome assembly
CAUUCUGGGUUCGAACUGGAUUUGUAGACCCAUAUACUAAAUUGGAGCAAGAAGAUUUUGCAAAGUGUGACUACGAAUGUUCUGAUGAAAUUCAUCAAAAAUCAAUAGAUGGUUUAUUACUAGAGAAAUCUUAUUGUGAUUUACAACUGUUUCAUGAUCUUUGCAAAACUUUGCCUCCUGGAAAAAAAGGAUAUUUGUCUAAUUAUGAGCACGUAUUUCUAUGCCGUGAUCCUAGAGUUGCAGCUUUUCACAUUAUUUUCGUAUUAGACCAAUCCGAAUCUAUGAGCUGCAAAGAUCACCCACCAACAUCAGAUACGUUAUUUGGAAAGGCAUUAGUAUUACAAGAAGCUCAUAAUAAUCGAUUUGUUCUAUUUGAAAAUCAGAGUAUAUUUGAUACCGACUUUAUUCAAAAUAAACUUAUUGAGAAAAAAGGAACUCGGUUUGAUAAAGCAAUUAUACAAACAGAACAAAUUAUUGAUAAACAUUUUGACAUAUCAAGAUUGAAUGUUGUGAUAUUUCUUUCUGAUGGAUUGGACCGUCUUCCCGAAAAUAUAUUAAAGAAUAUGUGUCAAAAGAAUAAAGAAGAAAGAGGGUCCCCACUAUUUUUAAAUACUAUACAUUUUGGCGGUUCAAAUGAUGAAUUUGGCGAUUCAGAAGGAGGAGCUGAAGUUCUUAAAAAAAUGGCAGAAAUUGCGCAAACGUUUCAUGAUAAUAGUUUUUCUAAUAAUGUGCAAUGUAAAUUUGUAAAAGCGCCUGAUACAAUACAACUUAUAGAUAAUUUUACAGAUGUGGCAACUAAUUUGCUAGUUUACAAACCUAUACUGAUAAAAAAAUAA